GCUGGACUGGGAAUGCAGCAGGAGGUGGAGGGAGGCAGGGCUAUUUAAGCCCAGGCUGAGGGCUGGCUGGCUGGCAACCCCAGUAGCCUGUCCUGUGAGCUGCCUCCAGCAUGGAUGACAUCUACAAAGCUGCGGUAGAACAAUUGACAGAAGAGCAGAAGAAUGAGUUCAAAGCUGCCUUUGACAUCUUUGUCCUGGGUGCGGAGGAUGGCUGCAUCAGCACCAAGGAGCUGGGCAAGGUGAUGAGGAUGCUGGGCCAGAACCCCACACCAGAGGAGCUGCAGGAAAUGAUUGAUGAAGUGGAUGAAGACGGCAGCGGCACAGUGGACUUCGAUGAGUUCCUUGUCAUGAUGGUUCGGUGCAUGAAGGAUGACAGCAAAGGGAAGUCUGAGGAGGAGUUGUCGGAUCUCUUCCGAAUGUUUGACAAAAAUGCUGAUGGCUACAUUGACUUGGAUGAACUGAAGAUGAUGCUGCAGGCUACAGGGGAGACAAUUACAGAAGAUGACAUUGAAGAGCUCAUGAAGGAUGGUGACAAAAACAAUGAUGGCCGAAUUGACUAUGAUGAGUUCCUGGAAUUCAUGAAGGGUGUGGAGUAGACACCAGCUGCACAGAGUUGCCCACGCCUGUCCUCCCUCUCUAGACAGACCCAGUGGUAGGGAUGUAACUAGGUUCUCUAGACUCUGAACCUGGUUGUGUCCUUUAACCUUGUCCCCAACCCCCUGCCCUGCCUCAUUCCUGUCCUGAGGAGUGCAAAUAAAUCCUUACUCCCCAGAGGCUGG
This is a messenger RNA of Phodopus roborovskii (desert hamster), 779 nucleotides long. RefSeq names its product troponin C1, slow skeletal and cardiac type (gene Tnnc1). The record is from RefSeq and is a predicted model, not a curated record. Gene Ontology annotation, cellular component: myosin II complex. Lineage: Eukaryota; Metazoa; Chordata; Mammalia; Rodentia; Cricetidae. The transcript is spliced from 6 exons. The coding region runs from base 111 to 596 and encodes 161 amino acids. Gene Ontology annotation, molecular function: calcium ion binding.